Molecule: messenger RNA, 5747 nt
Organism: Ictalurus furcatus (blue catfish)
Lineage: Eukaryota; Metazoa; Chordata; Actinopteri; Siluriformes; Ictaluridae
Gene: nr1i2
Product: nuclear receptor subfamily 1, group I, member 2
Exons: 10
Coding region: 953-2197 (414 amino acids)
Biological process (GO): positive regulation of transcription by RNA polymerase II; cell differentiation; negative regulation of transcription by RNA polymerase II
Cellular component (GO): nucleus
Molecular function (GO): RNA polymerase II cis-regulatory region sequence-specific DNA binding; nuclear receptor activity; zinc ion binding
Source: RefSeq, a predicted model, not a curated record
UUAAAAUAUAAAGUUUCAGUCCUGAUUCAGGAGUUGUACAGCUGUGUGGUGCAGCUCUCCUACACUGCACCCAGAUGUUGCCCCCUGACUAGCUAACAUCCGUCUUUAUUGUUUUAUAUUCUUUGUCACAUUGUUCUUCUGUUUCUGUUUGCCUAUUUUACAAAUAUGACUUGAUAUCUGUUCAGUGCUACUUCAAAUUAAUAUGUUGAAAUAGUUUCUGUAUUGUGUUAUGUUUUUAUGCUAGUAACUGCUGUUAAAAGUUGCUGUAAGCAUCAAUGAGCCGGUGUGUUAUGAUGUGGUGUGUUGUGGGCCGGGUGUGGUGAUCCGCUCAGGACCAGAAAGUCCAGGGCCACUUGUCGGUCCCAGUUCACCCCUGAUUAUUGCUAUUAAUGCUGAAUAAUGUAUAGUGAAAAUUUAAAUAUCAAUGUUAAAAGACUGAAAUGAGGGCCCCAUUCCUGUAUUUUGCCUAUGGCCCCCAAAUCACUAAAUCCUCCCCACGCGACUCACUCAGUCCUCUGCUGCUAUAGGCUACCUUAUGAUUAGUCCGUAUCCAGGAAGUACCACUUCCGUGCUCCGAGCGCGCGCUUCUCCUCAGACCGGGUGUAUCGCGUGCGUUGGAUCUUGAAAGCGCCGUUUGCUCUCGAAGAACCGACAGAGAACAAGCAACACAAACAAUGCAAAAACCGUGAAAUCGGUACUCUUUUAAAUUGCACCUCGACUUUGACCAGAACAAGCGCGUGAAAAACGUGACGUCCGAGCAUGGGAUAUUACAGGAACCGCGCAUGCAUGACGUGACAUGACAUGAUUAUAAUUAUGGCAUGAGUCUGCACGCUUUCCUCACACCUCCAGGGUUGGAAUCCCGCACACACAGGGCAGAGGUUUGAAUCCCGAGUUGGAAUGUUCUCCCCAUUCUUUGGGGGUUUUCUCCGGAUAACAUUUGUCAGCGUUCAGGAUGAGCAGCAGCAGCAGAGAGCUGGAUGACUCAGGGGUUGAAGAAGGGCCUAGGGAAGAGCUGGAGGAGGAUGACGAGCCCAAAGUGUGCCAAGUGUGUGGAGAUACUGCUACAGGAUACCACUUCAAUGCCAUGACCUGUGAAGGCUGUAAGGGUUUUUUCAGACGGGCCAUGAAGGCUACUCCUAAUUUCCACUGUGCGUUCCAGAACAAAUGUAUCAUAACCAAGAGUAACCGACGUCAGUGCCAGUCCUGCCGACUACAGAAAUGCCUCUCAAUUGGCAUGCUGAAGGAAUUGAUCAUGUCCGAUGAGGCUGUGCAGAAACGGAGGAUGCUCAUUCGGAGGAAAAGAAUGGCCGAGGAACCAGCUGUGCUCACGCAAGAACAAGAAGCCAUCAUUCAUGAGCUGCUCAUGGCUCACACAAAAACAUUUGACAUGACCUUCUCUGACUUCAGCCAGUUUCGGCCGCUUGACCGUGACGCCGAGCACACCCAGGUCGCCUCGGCCAGCCACCGGCUUUCUUCUGAAACCGAGAGAGAGGAGGCGCUACAGGACACCAUACAGAAAGCCAUCAGACAUGACUCCUCUUUUGUCAGUGUGUUCCAAACUGAGGAAGCAGAAAACAAAAGUGAAGAAGGAAAAAUUAAGUUCACCAGCCUCCCUCACAUUACAGACCUCAGCACUUACAUGAUCCAGAACGUCAUCAGCUUCGCCAAGAUCAUCCAAACCUUCAGAGAUCUAACAAUAGAGGAUCAGAUCUCAUUGCUGAAAGGUUCCGCGUUCGAGAUCGUCCAAAUGCGUUUCAACAUGCUGUUUAACGAAAAUACAGGGAUUUGGGAAUGUGGCUCGCUGAAGUACUGUAUGAAUGAUGCCCAGCGCGCUGGUUUUCAGCGCCACCUGUUGGACCCUCUCAUGAAGUUCCAUUACGCACUGCGCAGGCUGCACUUACAUGAGGAAGAGUACGUCCUGAUGCAGGCAAUUUCACUGUUCUCACCAGACCGGCCGGGUGUGAUGCAGCACAGAGUGAUUGAUGAGCUUCAGGAGAUAUUAGCUCUCACACUACAGAGCUACAUCAGUGCGAAGCGAAGCGGCCCAGAGAAACAUUUACUGUUCCCAAAAAUCAUGGCUUGUCUGACUGAAAUGAGGACUAUGAACGAGGAACACACUAAGCAGGUGCUGCAGAUUCAGGACAUCCAGCCAGAAGUGUCCCCCCUGAUUCUGGAGAUCGUGAGCAGACAUUUCUGACCCUUAUACUAGACGUCAUACCUCAGAACAAACAACAGCAAGAGCAUGUAAAUCCUCACGGUUGAUCAUCACAGGCUCGAUUCGCGCUUUUUCUGUGGACAUCUUUGGUACAGAUGGAUGAUUCAGUGCGUGCGUUGUGCCAAUGCAGCAUUCCAGCAGCUUUACUUUGAGCUGGCUCAAACAUUACACAAGGAUGUUUGUCAUGAAAAGGUACACUGUGAUGAUUAGAGAAAGGAUCGCGAGAUGUGACAUCACCGGCUAGUGCCUUUUAUCUAAGAUCUCAGUUAAAGGCUAAUGAUAUUAUGAUCCAUGUGACCAAUGACCACUAGCCACUUAAACAAAAACGUGGCAGAAUUAUAGAGAAAUGGUUGACAAACCCACAAGCUUCAUUUGUAUCAAAUGAAAUAUUCUCUUAACAAUUCCGUAACGUAGCACCGGACAGACGUUAACGAUUUUGGUAGUUACGUCUUGCAAAAGUUUGGCUAAAGGCUGGGUGGGAGUGCAAUGUGGACCAAACUCAGUUCUGCAUCUCUACAAGCCAGUCCUCUGCCUCGUGAAGGCAGUGCUCAAGGCAGAGCUCAAGGCAGGAGCGGAGAUUGAAAUUGUUACAGACAUCAAGCAUGUGCUACCAUCGAUGUAACCCAGGAUGGCUGAAAAAUUGCGUCCGUGUCAGCCUGAAACGGCUGAGAAACUGUGCAUAGCUACAGCUACACUAUAGUCAGUGACCUAUAUGAUGGUUACCUGAUAACAUGGCCAUGUGCAUCUCUGAUGUUGCCUCUACUAAUAAAAUAGCCACAGAAUGUUUAAAUACAUCUCAGAAAUGCUGCUUUAGAUGGAUAAAUGAGAUUAGAAAAUAUAAGCUCCCUAGACUAAACAUUAGUCACACCUACCAGUAGCAGUGUUUCAUUGUACAACAUUAAUAGGCUGUGCACCUGGAUAAAUGUAGCUUAGUUCAAAAGGAGAUUAUCGGUUUGUUGGCUAGACUCAGGCUUACUUUUACUCAAGCUGAUUGAAAGCUUGUGGGGUUUCUUCAAACAGUUGAAGAAACACCAGGCUAGGUGUUUAGGACACAGGUUUUCAAAAGUGGGGUCCGAGGACAUGACGCCUAGCCAGGGGUGUGCGUGUUUUGUCUUUUUGUUACAGUGGUGAAAAUCACAGACCACAACUCGUCUUAUUAGAGUGUCUGUAUUAGGAGCGUAACACAAUCACGCUAUCUGUAUUAGUUUAUUACUCCAAAUAUCCGUAUUGGUAUUCAACUUUAAAGACAGUGUGGGCAUGGCCUAAACCAGACGGUAGAAAUCCCAGCACUCGAUUAUUAAUUUGUGUUUGUAGCUGUUUGGAAUGUUUUCUAAUGAAUUUAGAUGGUUCUGUUUACCAAAAUAUAAACAAAUUUAAAAAAAAAAAAAAAAUACUCCAGUACAACAUCCAAAUAGACCUAAUGUUCAGGAAUAAAAUACGUGCAAUUAACAGCUGGAAUAUUAUUGAACACAUUCAAAUAAUGAGCCUAUAUAGCUGGAUUAUAUUGAUAAAAUAAAUCCAUACUGAAUUUAUUUUACAGUUUGCUGUCUGCAGAAAGUUUGAGAUCCCUGUGCUGUAGGUGAAUUGCCACCCAGUCAGUGGUCUAAAAUAGACAGGAACACAAUUCAAGACACUGCACGUCCUUAACUGACAGACGAGUGGAGGUGUAAACAAGUGUUUAUUAAAGAAAGCAUACAUGCAACUACUUUCUUAUCUGGGGAUCUUCAGAUUUAGCCCGUUUCCUACAAUAAAUCAAAUCAAUGCAAAGACAUGACAAGACAAGGCUAAGGUCAGAGGUUGAUACAGGGUUUGCAUGCACUUUUAAUUCCACCACUAAAUGAUAUAGGAUCCUAAAUGCCAUUUAUUGGCAGUAAAAGUCAUCAAAAUGGUUAAAUUGGAAUAAAGUUACUCACAUAAAUGCACCCUGCUGGGGAAAAAAUAUAAAAACAAACAUUAGAAACUCUCAAAGAAUUUGUAAUGGUUUUAAUGGUUAUAAUGGAAACUAAUGCUCCCUGUGGGUCUCGAGUGGUAAUUUCUUGCCCUCUAUUGGUGGUACGUUAUGUCUACUGGUAAGGACCAAUAAUGGUAAUAGUUUUAAUGGUUAGCUGUUGGUUUGUAACGGUACUUGUACUGGAAACCAUUAGAAUUACUGUGAUGGUUUCUGUUGUUUUUUUCAGCAGGGUAUUUAAAAAAACAAACAAACAAAAAAAAUAUAUACCCAUUAACGUAUAUAAGACUUGUCCUCAAUUUCAUUCAACUGUACUUUGAACACAUCAAUAUUUUUUAAAAAACACUACGAUGCUAAUCGUGUUUGUUGUAGGAAGAGAUUAUGCUUAAAUGUGUGAUGUGCGAUGUGUACGUCAUGAUAUUUUAUUACAAUAAGAGAAGAGAUUUAAUACUACAUGAAAAUUUUAUGUUGUGAGAUUUCACUUGUAACAUGUACCUCAGUGAUGGACUCUACAGGGUGAAGGGUGAAAGUUAUGCAAAGCUUCUCAGAAUAAAAACGCCAAUAUUGGAAGUAAUCAAACAGGAAGAACUAUGUGCUCGGAUAAUGUACACCGUUAGCGAUGUAUUUCACCCAUACGUGUGCCAAUCAGGGACAAAAUGGCACUUUUGGCCAUAUGGGUCCUAAAAAUACAUUAGGUGUAAAACAUGAUCACCAGCACUGGGAUGUUUAUUGCACAGUACUUCAGUUUACAGGUCGAAGAAUGUUACAGCGCCAUCUGGUGGCACAAGUACACAGAAGCUCAGCUUUAACUGGAGUCUAAUGACCACAUCUGAGCCCAGGUCAGGUCAGGACGCUUACACACACAAAUUUCAGUUUUGAUAAUGUACCAGAGUGUAUGUGUGACACCAAAAAAAAUAAAAAAUAAAAAAAUAAAUACACACAAAAAAACAAAACAAAACAACAAAAACAGCCAAACGUUUCUGUAUGAUGUCUUUUGCUGUCUGCUGAAAUGCUUUAAAUGUAAAUAUAGAGGUUUAUUAAUGCAACCAAACUGUUUACACAUACAUUAGUGUGCAGAAUGCACAAAUUAAUGAACCAUCGAUGAUCAGUGAAGCCACUCAGGUCUGUUUUCUGUCUGAAUAUAUUUGUAUAGAUGUUCUAAAUCAGGAAAAUAAAUGGGAUGUUUAAAGUUAAUGUAUUGUUCAUUGACAGCUGUGACUUUUAAAUAAACUUUCUCUUACUACAAAAAUCUUCUAUAUUAUUCACUGGAGGCUUUGUGGAGACCAGUAAGGUUUAUUAUACUGGAAAACUAAACUGUCUGCAAUAGCUUUCAUUCAUUGUUAGGCAUGUAAGCAUUGUAUUUUACCAACACUUUUUACAUUAUAAAGCCCUAGUCAAACUGGAUUGGUCUUGCAUGCGAAGGUAAUAUAGUAAUAUAGUUAUUACUGGUGUAUCUCUGGGAUUUGAGUCCUGUCCAACCUGCCAUGUGAGUAAUUUUUUUUUUUUUUUUUUUAUUACACAGGCUGCAUAUACCAGUUUCUGGAAAGAUUAGACAUAUUUUAUCUUCCAUGAAAUGUCCAGCAG